Plutella xylostella (diamondback moth) is the source of this 1571-nucleotide messenger RNA. RefSeq names its product scavenger receptor class B member 3 (gene SCRB3). Gene Ontology annotation, molecular function: scavenger receptor activity. Lineage: Eukaryota; Metazoa; Arthropoda; Insecta; Lepidoptera; Plutellidae. Gene Ontology annotation, cellular component: membrane; cytoplasm. The record is from RefSeq and is a predicted model, not a curated record.
CAACAGAGACAAGUCACAAUCAAGAUGGUGUCAGCCAACAAGAAGAGUUCCCUGUGCAUGGGGUUCGGCUCCGUGUUCGUGGUGAUGGGAGCCAUCUCCGUCGUGUUCUGGCCCGCACUGUUCUUUGCACAGCUGAAGAAUAACAUGAUCUUAACUAACGUCUCCGAGAGCUUCGGCAUCUGGAAAGAGACCCCCAUCCCCAUGUACCUGGAGUGCUUCAUGUGGAACAUCACCAACAUGCGCGAGAUCCUGGCCGGCACCGCUGCCAAGGUGGAAGUUAAUCAGAUGGGGCCCUACGUGUAUAGGGAGAGCCAUAGUAAGACGAAUAUAACAUUUAAGGACAACGGAACUGUGUCGUUUUUCAACCAGCGGUUCUGGCACUACGAGCCUGAGAUGUCCAACGGGAGCCUAUCAGAUAGAAUCACCUCUAUCAACCCUAUAGUAGUUUCGAUAGCGUACAUGAUGCGCAACGAGCGGCUGAUCCUGCGGCCCGGCGUGGACGCCUUCCUGCGCAUCUUCCACCGGAACAUGUUCGUCACCGCCAACGUCAGCUCCUGGCUGUUCGACGGCAUCGACGACCCUGUGCUGGAUAUCGCUCAGAAUAUCACCGAGAUCGACAUACCCUAUGAUAAAUUCGGAUGGUUCUAUGACCGCAACGGCUCCGAGACGUUCGACGGGCAGUUCCUCAUGGACACCGGUGCCAACGACUUCAGCCAGCUCGGCAACAUCGUGAAGUGGCGCAACUCGAACCGGACACUGUACAGGGACCAAUGCGGCGAGGUUAAAGGCUCCACGGGAGAGCUUUGGGCGCCUGAGCUGGGCCAACCUGAGGUCACUAUAUUCGCUCCGGAUAUCUGCACCUACAUGACCCUACACAAGCAGGGGCCGUAUUCCACGGAGGGCAUAGACGGCGUUAUGUACGCGGCCAACGACUCGGUGUUUGACAACGGCUAUAAAUACGGCAGCAUGGCGUGUUACUGCGACGAGGUCCGCGACAACGAGUGCCUCCGUCCGGGCGCGCUCAACGUGUCGUCCUGCCGCCUCGGAGCCCCCGCCUUCGUGUCCAUGCCGCACUUCUACAACGCCGACCCUUACUACCCCAGCAAGAUUCAGGGGCUGGAUCCGGUGCCAGACCACGCGUUUCGCAUGGCCCUGGAGCUGUUCACAGGGGUGCCCCUGUUCGUGAAGGCCCAACUACAAAUCAACCUCCUAGUCAGACACAUCACGGGCAUCUCCAUAAACAACCAGCUGCCAGACAGAGACACACUAGUCCCCAUGUUCUGGUUCCGACAGGAGGUGGCCAUCACGCCCGAAUACGCGAGCCUGGCGCGCUGGGCGCUCAAUAUACGUUUCGGACUGCCCUAUGUGUUUUAUUCUAUUACGGUAAUCGGUCUGCUACUGCUGAUAUCAGGUAUAGUGGUGCUAAUACGUAAACUGCUGAGGUCGCCCGACGAACAGCCGAUACUGCAGACGCAGUCGCAAGAAGACCUGUCACGUUGACACUGUGACAACACACUGACAUGUGUCACUGGACUGUUAUGACAAUAAUAUAUGCAUUAUACAGGGUUUUG